Molecule: messenger RNA, 749 nt
Organism: Saccostrea echinata
Lineage: Eukaryota; Metazoa; Mollusca; Bivalvia; Ostreida; Ostreidae
Product: piggyBac transposable element-derived protein 4-like
Exons: 2
Coding region: 63-668 (201 amino acids)
Source: RefSeq, a predicted model, not a curated record
GCCUCAAAGUGUGGUUACGCUGCGACAGUGUGUCCGGCUUUUGUCACCAGUUUGAGGUGUACAUGGGGAGAGCACGUGGUCAGCGACAGAGUAUUCCGCUGGGCCAGGGCGUGGUAGAGAGGCUUACAGAGAGUCUUGUUGGAAAGAACUUUCAUGUAUUUUAUGACAGUUUUUUCACAUCGAUAACCUUAGCUAAAGUUCUGCUAGCAAAGAAAAUCUUCUCCUGUGGCACUAUAGUAAGGAACAGGAAAGGCUUUCCCACUGACUUGAAGUCCCUCCCCACACUUAAUAAAGGGGAUUUUCUCAUCAGACAGGAUGGCAAAUUGACGGCCACCGUCUGGAUGGAUACCAGACCCGUGGCUGUGUUAGCGACAAAUUCUUCGCCCCUACAGGAAAGUACACCCGCGUCACGGAGACUUAAGGACGGAUCUACAGUGGUGAUUCGCCGACCCGAGUCCAUCGCAAAUUACCAAAAUUAUUUCCGAGGGGUCGAUAUUUUCGAUCAGUUACGAUCGAACUACAGUAUAGGCAGACAGAGUAGAAAAUGGUGGAAGUACUUAUUGUAUUUCCUUAUUAAUUUGGCCGUCAUCGACUCCUUCAUCAUCUUUAAAGAAAGUGGUCAGUCAAGGAAAAAAAGAUACAGUCAACUGGAUUUUCGAUUGGCAUAAGCGGAACAGCUGAUUGGAAAAUUUUCUGGGAGAAAAGAGCCUACUUCAAGUCACAAACUUCAAAAUUUGACAGACUAUAAA